This is a messenger RNA of Acipenser ruthenus (sterlet), 2882 nucleotides long. RefSeq names its product matrix metalloproteinase-17-like. Bases 512 to 2302 code for a protein of 596 amino acids. Gene Ontology annotation, biological process: proteolysis; extracellular matrix organization; collagen catabolic process. The record is from RefSeq and is a predicted model, not a curated record. The transcript is spliced from 10 exons. Gene Ontology annotation, cellular component: extracellular matrix. Gene Ontology annotation, molecular function: metalloendopeptidase activity; zinc ion binding. Lineage: Eukaryota; Metazoa; Chordata; Actinopteri; Acipenseriformes; Acipenseridae.
CCCGCCCACAAGAUCACCGACUCGAUUCUUGCUCCUGCAUCUCUCUCCUCCUCUAGUCUCAAACUACACCGCUGGGAGUUCUCAUAGCUCCUGCUUGUGCAGCACUGAGAGUGGGCUCUCUACAUUGAUUGUGGGUUGCCGCUGUUCACAUCUCUCUGUAUUGCUGCUAACUUCAGUCUAAAGCAAAGAUCUACUAACCCGGCAACAUCGGUGCUUUGAAGAACAACGUCAACGUUUGAUUCUGCUUUUCAAGAACGAAUGCAUUAAGAUGGAAAAAACUAAAGCCGGGUUUUUCAAGAAGAAUAAGUUAUUUGUAAUAUGGAGAUGUUUGCUCGUGCGUGUGCAAUAAGCGAGCCCGGUGCUAUUGUUUAAUCCCAGUGAUGAGAAUUUGAUGGCUGGUAUUGUGAAUUGCAAAAUGGUCAUGGUUCUAUGAUUUAUUGGUGAGAAUUUGAAAGAGGCAGAGAGGAAGACACGUUUUUUAAACACUCAUGCAGCAUUCUGAGUUGAGGGGAUGGUUGUCCUGAUUUUUGGGAAGUGGAUUUCCUUGGGUUUGUGGAUUAUUUCGUUAGAAAUGAUGCUGGUUCCGUUUCUUUGGUUGUUGUCAAAGACUUUUGCGGCACCUUCUCUUACUGCUGAGCAAAUUAACAUGGGGGUGGAUUGGUUGAGUAAAUUUGGCUACCUCCCACCCCCAGACCCGGUCACCGGACAGCUGCAGACUAAGGAGGCCCUGACCAAAGCUAUUAAGGCCAUGCAGAGGUUUGGAGGAGUGGAGGAGACAGGAGAACUAGACGAAGCCACUCUGGUGCUGAUGAAGACACCACGCUGCUCACUGCCUGACCUGAACGAGUCCGAGACAGCAAGGAGAAAACGCACCCUCACCACUCCCUCAAAAUGGAACAAGAGGCACCUUUCAUGGAGGGUGAGGACAUUUCCUAAGGAGUCCAACUUGGGCCAUGACACUAUCCGAGCGCUCAUGUACUACGCUCUGAAAGUCUGGAGUGACAUCACGCCGCUCAACUUCCACGAGGUCGCUGGCAGCGAGGCGGACAUCCAGAUCGACUUCUCCAGGGCAAACCACAACGACGGUUACCCCUUCGACGGGCCGGGGGGCACCGUGGCACACGCCUUCUUCCCAGGGGACCACCACACUGCCGGGGAAACGCACUUCGAUGAUGACGAGUCCUGGACAUUUCGCUCUUCAGAUGCGCACGGUAUGGACUUGUUUGCCGUGGCGGUGCACGAGUUUGGCCAUGCCAUCGGACUAGCCCACACCUCGGCCAUCGAGUCCGUUAUGAGACCCUACUACCAGGGACCCGUUGGAGACCCCCUCAGAUACGACCUGCCUUAUGAGGACAAAGUCAGGGUCUGGCAGCUAUACGGUGUGAGAGACUCUGUGUCUCACACGGCCCGUCCUGACAUGACAAGGACCGCUGAGCCCCCUGUCCUACCAGACCUCCCUGAAAACAGAUCUACUGUCCCGCCAGCUCGGGACGCCCCAGAUAGAUGCAACACUGAUUUCGACGCUGUUGCUCAGAUACGAGGAGAGGCGUUCUUUUUUAAAGGCAAAUAUUUCUGGAGGCUGACCAGAGAGAAGCACCUGGUGUCUCUCAGGCCAGCGCAGAUCCUUCGCUUCUGGAGAGGCCUGCCGAUCAACCUGGACAGUGUGGACGCUGUCUAUGAAAGGCCGGUCGAUCACAAGAUUGUGUUUUUCAAAGGGGGAAAGUACUGGGUGUUUAAAGACAAUAACGUAGAAGAGGGAUACCCGCGUCCAAUCAGUGACUUCGGCCUACCGUUAGACGGGGUGGAUGCUGCCUUCGUCUGGACGCACAAUGACAAGACCUACUUCUUCAAGGACGGACUCUACUGGAGGUACGACGACCAUGAGCGGCGGAUGGAUACGGGGUACCCGAAAGACGUCGUGCUUUGGAAAGGAGUCCCAGCUCUCCUUGAUGAUGCCAUGCGAUGGUUAGAUGGAGCCUCCUAUUUCUUCAAGGGGAAGGAGUACUGGCGGGUGGAGGACAAUGAGAUCGAGGUGGAGGCUGGGUACCCACGCUUGAUCGGCAGGGACUGGCUGGUGUGCACUGAGAUGCAGUCGGACUCCCCAGCCACACACACUAACGAGACGCGGUCAAGGCAGGGGCAGAGGCAGCACCACGAGAGCCGCUCGGAGAACGGGUAUGAGGUGUGCUCCUGCACCUCAGCCUCCGAAAGCUCUGCCCCGGCACGGACACUGCCCCUCCUGCUGGCUGUGCUAGAACUCUGCAUAUGGACCCUCACAGCAGCCCGGCCAGCGCCGGUAUGAUGGGCAGACAUGGACCAAAUGAAAUAGACACCAUGGACUAGAAAACAAAAAAAGUGUGCAAUUAAAAAGAAGAAACAGCCAGUGACAAUACACAGCUUGCACUGUUUUCAGUACAUCUCUACAUGAUUCUUUGUUGAUCUAUACCCUUUGAUUGAUUUUGAUCCCCUUACCGGUUAAUGAACAAGUGCAUUUGCUCAUUAUUAUAAAAAAAAAAAAAGCUUUUAUUCAUAAUGAAUGGAUCUGAGCUGCCUCAUUUAGUCACCAUACUAAAUGUGAGUAGUUUACAAAUUCAUUUUUUACACUGUAACAUAUUUAAGCAUGUAUAAAUAAUUUGCCAAAUAUCUCUUGUAUAAUUUCUGUUGUCUUAAUAUCUUAUUAAGCUGGUAAUAUGAAGUGUAUGAUUUAUUUCAUGAAUUUAUUUUAGCUAAACUCAGCAGCACCCUCCAUUCAUUAUCACUAGUAGGCUAAGUUGUGAUUAGCAUAAGAACAUAUUUGACAGCCCUUAAGUUAUAUUAUCAAUAAUAGGCAACUUGCUGUCUAUUACAAACAACUGGUAGUUCAUUAAAACCCAUGAUUUGUA